AUGGCUCGUAAGCUUAGUCUUGAGUUAAAGAUCAAAAUUGCCAAGGAAUUAAGUGAAAAUAAACAUCUUACUGAACGAGAUAUUGUAGAUAAGUACAAAAUUAGUAAAGAUUUUCCCAGAAAUAUUCAACGCUCUCCUCAUACUUUAUCCCAAAAAUUGGAUAAAAUUGUUUUUGAGGCUUUCACCAAGACAAGGGAAGAAUUUAUUCCUGUGUCCGGUCCUCUUUUAAAAAAUAUUGCUUCCAAAGUAGCAAGGAUGUUGAAUUAUUCGGCGUUCAAAGGGUCCAAUGGCUGGUUGGAAAAAUUUAAGAAAAGACAUAUGUUGUCAUUUAAGACAAUUAGUGGAGAGAAAAACUCUUCCGAUGUUUCUUCGCUUGAUAUGUUUUUUUCCAAGUAUGAUGAAUACGUAAAAGAAUAUGGUCUUCAAAAUAUUUUUAAUUGCGACGAAACUGGGUUAUAUAUUAAAAGGAUACCUUCAAAAUCAUUUGUAAGUUCGGAUGAAGAUUGUUUCGGAAUUAAAAGGAGUAAAGAAAAAUUCACUAUUCUUUUGUCGGUCAGUGCUUGUGGCGAAAAAUUGAAGCCAUUGUUAGUAGGAAAAUAUAAAUCCCCACGUUGUAUGAAAAACUUUAACCCUGAAGAACAUGGAGUUUCAUAUUCAUCAUCUAAAAACAGUUGGAUGACAUCAGAAAUAUUUAUUACAUGGCUCACCAUUACAAAUGAACAAAUGAUUACGCAAAAGAGAAAAAUUGUUUUGUUACUUGAUAACGCAAGCUGUCACAAAUAUAUCCAUCUUUCCAACAUUGAAUUGUUUUUUCUCCCAAAAAAUACAACCUCAUUAAUUCAACCGUUAGACAUGGGUAUUAUUAAAUCUUUCAAGUCCAAUUAUCUUAACGCUUUAUUGGAUUUUACUCUUUAUUUUGAGGACGUUGAGUUACAAAUGGUUAAUUUAAAAAAUAAAUCUUUGUCAUGUCGUAAAAUUGUUGAACAAACGUGGCAAAAUUUAAAUCCUUAA
Octopus sinensis (East Asian common octopus) is the source of this 1011-nucleotide messenger RNA. RefSeq names its product tigger transposable element-derived protein 6-like. Gene Ontology annotation, cellular component: nucleus. Gene Ontology annotation, molecular function: DNA binding. The record is from RefSeq and is a predicted model, not a curated record. The transcript is spliced from 2 exons. NCBI's taxonomy places the organism in Eukaryota, Metazoa, Mollusca, Cephalopoda, Octopoda, Octopodidae. The coding region runs from base 1 to 1011 and encodes 336 amino acids.